AUGGACGCGUCGAAAAACGAGGACAUAGCUCCUGUAAAAUGGAGCAAGAAGAGAAAGAUUGGAUUUUGGGCUUCGGUUAUUUUCGUUCUUUGUUGUACCAUCGGCGCCAUUCUUCCUCCAAUUUUAACUCGAUCUUCAAAAACAACGCCGUCGACCACGACAACAACUCCAUCGACGACAACAACUUCAAAAACUACGAUUUCGACUUCAAAAACAACAACAACGAUGCAGACCUCUCAAAGCACUGAAAAAACAAAAACAACGAAAGAAGAUACGACAACCAUGAUAACCACUGAAGAAUCAAAAACAACAGCAAUAAAUUCUCCACCACAAAAAUUCGGACACAUUUGCAAGGAUUAUGAUGGCGAUGGUUGUAAUGGGAGAUAUAUGACUUAUUAUGAUGGAUAUCUUUAUGCCGAUAAUGAUGCUUUGAUGCGCAAUGCAUCUGUUGUCCUAUUAGACAAUGAACAUGUCAAAUUUGGAAUAGUCGACCCUGAAUAUGAUAAUAUCUAUUAUGCCUACCGUUUUAAUGGGUACGAAGAUGGUGCUUAUAUAGAAACGGAUACUAAUGACCAUGUUAUGAGUUAUUUUGACGACUACCAGUUCGGCGAUGGAAAUAAAGAUCAGUGGGGAUCAGCCUUUGAUUCUGACUACGGUUUCGGGCAAACCCCUCAGGAUACAGCUGUUACAAUGCCGCAGGCAGCAGAGACAUCGCAGUGGGCUCCUGUCGCUCCCAUGAAUAAUAACACAAGCUCUUCAUUCAACACCAAUUCUCACUUUUCUCCAGUCCAAGCAGCUCCACUCCAAGCUGCUCCGAUCCAAGCUGGUCCAGUGACUCCAGUCCAAGCUUUACCAGCCGCGGCCCCUCAAGAACAUGUAGAAAUUUAUCGAGCGCCGAUUUUACGAUCUCAUGCAGAUCUUGUCAUCGAUCCAGAAAUGAAACUUUUGUAUAAAUUACAAGAGAAAUUCAGAGCCGAGAAAGGAGCCGACAUUCAAUUGCGAAAAGAAAGACUCUAUCAAUUUCUACUGAUCAUUCAAAGCCGAGAUAUAAAUUUCGGCGAUCGUCCGGCCUCGUUUCCUCUAACAGCUGCGAAUUUCCGAGAAGCCAGCCCAAGUUUUGUGAGCUACGUUAUUGGUGGAGUCCUUCCAGGCGUUCAACAAGAUUUGGCUCCAUGCGCUAACUCUUCUUACGAUGAUCGUCUCUAUCAAUUUCCGGUAGAAAAAACCUUUUGUGGAGACAAACCAAUGUGGGACGAGACAAAGCCUCCUUCAGAAGAAGACAUGAUGAUCAUGGAAGUUACUGGUUGGAGCAAAGAACAACUGUACGCAGGAAUGAAGGAGGUCCAAACAGCAUUGACCUAUCAAUACAACGCCUUCAUGAUCAUAAGAUGUGCUGCGCCCUUCGUCUUUUUCAUAUGGCUCAUGAUGGCUCUCAACGGUAGAGAUCACAAUGAGAGACGAAAUGAUCAGUGGUCGUCAGUCGAAACUUAUCGAGUAGCACCAAUAGAAAUUGACGACAAUGAAAAUAUUUUGCACAAAAUCCAGAAGAAAUUCAGAGCUGACGAGUUUGCCCAUCUUCGUUUGCGAAAAGAAAGACUUCGUCAAUUUUUACAAAUUAUUCAAAGCCGCGACAUCGAAAUGUUCCCUCAAAUAGGCAAUAAAAAGGGACCACCGAAAUUUCCCUUGACUACUGAAAAUUUCAUAGAAGCAUCUUCAAGUUUCGUUGCUUUUGUUAUUCAUGAGGUUUUUCCAGGUGAUCCUGCGAAUAACAGUACUUUUCGUAUCUCAAAUCGGCUUUGUUAUCCUGGCUGUUUACUGAGGGUUUGUUGUUGCUGGAAUUCGCACGACGACCGACUUUAUCAAUACCCAGUGAAAGCGACUUUCUGUGGAAUAAAAUCGGCUUGGGAUGAAACAAUGCCGCUUUCGGAUGAGAAUCGGAUGAUUAUGGAAAUUACUGGUUGGAGUAAAGACCAACUAUACAAUGGAAUGACAGAACUUCAAGAAAAAUCAAUAAACGGUUCCGAAAUUUCUUGA
Oikopleura dioica is the source of this 2034-nucleotide messenger RNA. NCBI's taxonomy places the organism in Eukaryota, Metazoa, Chordata, Appendicularia, Copelata, Oikopleuridae. The record is from the annotation of a GenBank genome assembly.